GCAUUGUGGGCCGGGGGAAGAUGGCCGCCCCCUUGGUGUGGCGGUGAGAGGAGUCGGUCCCUCCGGCAGCGCAGGACGAGGCUCCGCUUCUCCUCCCGCCUCCCGCCCGCUCUCGGCCCGCAGCUCGCCCAUCCGCUGGCGGAACGCCGCUGUGCGAGGGAGCGGGGGGCCGCGAUGGGCCGGGUGCGGCUCCCGCCGCAGAGAGUGCAGGGCCCGCGGGGCUAAAGGCGCGAGUGGAGGCCCCGGGCCCGCUCCCCGCCGGCUCCCCGGCUCCCCGCAGGGCCGGGCCACGCUGCCUCCUUCGGGCCCGGACGGGGCUGCUGUCCGCGGGCGGCGGCGGAGGAGGAGGAAGAGAGUUUCCAGGUGCAAGGCGCUGCUUCCACCGCGCUCCUCCUGAGCUGCACACCUGGGAGGGAAACCUCCUCCCUCUGCCCUUGCCCCGUCCUCCCCCCCGCAUCCCCCUGCCGCAGGGAUCCCCCGGGCCCCGCUGCCUGCUGGCUGGAGCCUGCUGCUCACUUGUUGCCCAGCACUUCCCCUGUGAUGGAGUCUGAGAUGCUGCAGUCGCCUCUUCUGGGGCUUGGGGAGGAGGAUGAGUCUGACCUGACUGACUGGAACUUGCCUCUGGCCUUUAUGAAGAAAAGGCAUUGUGAGAAGAUCGAAGGCUCCAAGUCUUUGGCUCAGAGCUGGAGGAUGAAGGACCGGAUGAAGACUGUUAGUGUUGCCUUAGUCUUGUGCCUAAAUGUUGGUGUGGACCCUCCUGAUGUGGUGAAAACAACUCCCUGUGCUCGUCUGGAGUGCUGGAUUGAUCCUCUGUCAAUGGGUCCCCAAAAAGCUCUGGAAACGAUUGGUGCAAAUUUACAGAAGCAGUAUGAAAACUGGCAGCCACGAGCCAGGUACAAGCAGAGUCUGGACCCCACGGUGGAUGAGGUGAAGAAGCUGUGCACGUCUCUGCGCCGCAACGCCAAGGAGGAGAGGGUGCUCUUCCACUACAAUGGCCACGGGGUGCCCAGGCCCACAGUCAACGGGGAGAUCUGGGUCUUCAACAAGAACUAUACUCAGUAUAUUCCUCUAUCCAUAUAUGACCUGCAGACCUGGAUGGGCAGUCCUUCCAUUUUUGUCUAUGACUGCUCUAAUGCUGGCCUUAUUGUCAAGUCCUUCAAACAAUUUGCACUACAGAGGGAGCAAGAGCUGGAGGUGGCUGCAAUUAACCCAAACCACCCACUUGCUCAGAUGCCUUUGCCCCCCUCCAUGAAGAACUGCAUCCAGCUGGCAGCCUGUGAAGCCAACGAGCUGCUCCCCAUGAUCCCUGACCUGCCAGCUGACCUCUUCACCUCCUGCCUUACAACACCCAUCAAGAUUGCCCUGAGGUGGUUCUGUAUGCAGAAGAGUGUCAGGCUGGUGCCAGGAGUCACACUGGAUUUGAUAGAGAAGAUUCCUGGAAGACUGAAUGACAGGAGGACUCCCCUGGGAGAGCUGAACUGGAUCUUCACUGCUAUCACAGACACCAUUGCAUGGAAUGUCUUGCCUAGAGAUCUCUUCCAGAAGCUCUUCAGACAAGACCUGCUCGUGGCCAGUUUAUUUCGUAACUUUCUCUUGGCAGAAAGGAUCAUGAGGUCCUACAACUGCACCCCCGUCAGCAGCCCCCGCCUACCUCCAACCUACAUGCAUGCCAUGUGGCAAGCGUGGGACCUUGCAGUUGAUAUUUGCCUUUCCCAGUUACCUACAAUUAUAGAGGAAGGAACUGCCUUUAGGCACAGUCCCUUCUUUGCGGAGCAGCUGACAGCUUUCCAGGUGUGGCUGACCAUGGGUGUGGAGAACAGGAACCCCCCAGAGCAGCUCCCCAUCGUCCUGCAGGUGCUGCUGAGCCAGGUACAUCGGCUGCGAGCUCUUGAUUUGCUGGGAAGAUUUUUGGACCUGGGUCCCUGGGCAGUUAGCUUGGCCCUCUCUGUUGGCAUUUUCCCAUAUGUGCUGAAGCUGCUCCAAAGUUCAGCUCGUGAACUGAGACCACUUCUUGUCUUCAUCUGGGCCAAAAUACUGGCAGUGGACAGUUCAUGCCAAGCUGACCUUGUGAAGGACAACGGGCACAAGUAUUUCCUUUCAGUUCUGGCAGAUCCCUAUAUGCCAGCUGAACACAGGACCAUGACAGCUUUUAUCCUGGCUGUAAUUGUUAACAACUACAACACUGGGCAGGAAGCUUGCCUUCAAGGAAACCUGAUUGCUAUUUGCCUGGAGCAGCUGAAUGAUCCACAUCCUCUUCUGCGUCAGUGGGUGGCCAUUUGUUUAGGAAGGAUUUGGCAGAACUUUGACUCAGCCAGGUGGUGUGGUGUGAGAGACAGUGCUCAUGAAAAGCUCUACAGUCUCCUCUCGGAUCCAAUCCCAGAGGUUCGCUGUGCUGCAGUCUUUGCACUGGGAACCUUUGUGGGGAACUCGGCGGAACGCACGGAUCACUCCACCACCAUCGAUCACAACGUGGCCAUGAUGCUGGCCCAGCUCAUCAACGAUGGGAGCCCCAUGGUCAGAAAGGAGCUGGUGGUGGCUUUAAGUCACCUGGUGGUUCAGUACGAGAGCAAUUUCUGCACCGUCGCCUUGCAGUUCAUGGAAGAGGAGAAGAAUUACCCUCUCCCUUCCCCAGCAGCCACAGAGGGGGGGAGUUUGACCCCAGUGCGGGAUGGUCCGUGCACCCCCAGGCUGCGCUCCGUCAGCUCCUAUGGGAACAUCCGAGCAGUUACCACAGCUAGGAACCUGAACAAGUCCCUGCAGAACCUCAGCCUGAAUGAAGAAUCUGGAAGCUCUGUUGCAUUUUCUCCUGGGAAUCUCAGCACCAGCAGCAGUGCCAGCAGCACCUUGGGCAGCCCUGAGAAUGAAGAGUAUAUCCUGUCCUUUGAGACUAUUGACAAGAUGAGACGAGUCAGCUCUUACUCUUCUCUGAAUUCACUGAUAGGUGUGAGUUUCAACAGUGUUUAUACCCAGAUUUGGAGAGUGCUCCUUCACUUAGCUGCUGACCCCUAUCCCGAUGUCUCUGACUUGGCUAUGAAAGUUCUCAACAGUAUUGCCUACAAGGCAACAGUAAACGCUCGUCCCCAGCGCAUCCUCGACACCUCCUCGCUGACCCAGUCUGCCCCUGCCAGCCCCACCAACAAGGGCAUGCACAUCCACCAAGUGGGAGGGUCACCUCCAACCACGAGCACAAGCAGCUCCAGCCUGACAAAUGAUGUGACAAAACAACCAGUCAGUCGGGACAUCACAGGUGUAAGACCUGCCAAUGUUGGCAACGUGGGGGUUCAGUACACCCCCCACUCCCACCAGUUCCCCAGGACAAGAAAAAUGUUUGACAAAGGGCCAGAACAGACUGCUGACGAUGCUGAUGAUGCUGUUGGACACAAAAGUUUCAUUUCAGCCACGGUGCAGACUGGGUUUUGUGACUGGAGUGCCAAGUAUUUUGCUCAGCCAGUCAUGAAGAUCCCAGAAGAGCAUGACCUGGAGAGCCAGAUCCGCAAGGAGAGAGAGUGGCGGUUUCUGCGCAAUGCUCGGGUCAGGAAGCAAGCCCAGAAGAUCAUCCAGAAGGGCAUUUCCCGGCUGGAUGAUCAGAUCUUCCUCAACAGGAACCCGGGGGUCCCCUCCGUGGUCAAGUUCCAUCCCUUCACGCCCUGCAUCGCCGUGGCUGACAAGGACAGCAUCUGUUUCUGGGACUGGGAGAAAGGGGAAAAGUUGGACUAUUUCCACAACGGGAACCCUCGAUACACCAGGAUCACAGCAAUGGAGUACCUGAAUGGGCAGGACUGCUCCUUGCUGCUGACUGCCACAGAUGAUGGUGCCAUCAGAGUCUGGAAGAACUUUGCAGACCUGGAGAAGAACCCAGAGAUGGUGACUGCCUGGCAGGGGCUGUCAGACAUGCUGCCAACUACUCGAGGUCUGGCCCGAAGGGUUUCAAUCUAUCUUGACAGAAGUAAACAGGGAGGAGCAGGAAUGGUGGUUGACUGGGAACAAGAGACGGGGCUCCUGAUGACAUCGGGAGAUGUGAGGAUAAUCCGGAUCUGGGACACAGACCGGGAAAUGAAAGUCCAGGACAUCCCCACUGGAGCAGACAGCUGUGUCACCAGCCUCUCCUGUGAUUCCCACCGCUCGCUGAUCGUGGCGGGGCUGGGGGACGGCUCCAUCCGCGUCUUUGACAGGAGGAUGGCUCUGAGUGAAUGCCGUGUCAUGACCUACCGAGAGCACACAGCCUGGGUGGUGAAAGCCUACCUGCAGAAGCACCCUGAGGGCAACAUCAUGAGCGUCAGUGUCAACGGAGACGUGAGGUUCUUUGACCCCCGGAUGCCGGAGUCCAUGAAGGUCCUGCAGAUAGUCAAAGGGCUGACAGCCCUUGACAUUCACCCACAAGCCAACCUCUUUGCAUGUGGCUCCAUGAACCAGUUCACUGCCAUCUACAAUGGGAACGGGGAGCUGAUCAACAACAUCAAAUACUACGAUGGUUUCAUGGGACAGAGGGUUGGAGCCAUCAGCUGCCUGGCUUUCCAUCCACACUGGCCUCACCUGGCAGUCGGCAGCAAUGAUUUCUACAUCUCGGUGUACUCGGUGGAGAAGCGGAUCAGAUAACGCAGGAGGCGGAGGCACGGAGCGGGGAGUGCCCGGGGCUCAGCACCCAUCAUGUACAUAGUGAAAUUAUCGACUUGAAUGUUCAGUGUUGGCUGCUGCUGCAACCCAGAACUUGAACUUUUUUUUGUUGGUGUUUUUAUUUUGGGUUUUUUUUCCUGACUUAGCUACUGAUGAUUUUGACCAGGGGAAAAGAGACAAUCUCCUUUUUUUGGUUGUUUUUUGUUUGUUUGUUUCUUGUUCGAUUUUUGGGGUUUUUUUUUUUAUUUUUCUUUUUCCCCAGCUAUAUCCUCUUAAGAGCUACAGAAAAGGAACCUUUUAUUUUUGUUCCCCGUGGUUGGCUUCUCUGUUAGAAACGUGGCUCCUGAGCUUGCAAAAGGACUGGAUGAGGCUGUGCCCUUGGGAAGGGCUUUCUGUUACAGACUUUGCUUUUUUGGUUUGCUGGAGCACGGGUUGCUUCAAGGGCUGCACUCAGGACUCACCUGCAGCUCUGCACCUCCAACAGGACCACAAGACCCAUCCAGCUGCUGCCUGCCCUGUGCCAAACCCUCCCUCCUGCAGCAGAGCCGUGGCCGUGUCCCUGCAGCAGCCCUGUCCCCUCUGCCCAGGGACAGCAGCGUGGUGGCAAGGGGAGCCCAGGACCCCGAGGAGAGGAGCCUGAGCUGGCAGGAGCAGGGCAGGAUGUCACCAAACCCUAAGGCUGCAAGGAGGAAGAGGGAAGAAAGAGAACGGACAUCCCUGAGAUCCCAGCCAAGCCUGGAACAAGUCACCCUCCGGGGUAUCCUGGUCACAGUUUGCUUCUGCAGUCACUGCCCUUUGCCCACAGGGAACCCCACAAGCAGGUUUGGUGACCUGGGAGCUCUGCCCAGACAGCAAGGGAGGCUCCAGGGGCUUCCCCCAGCUCUGCCAACACUCAGCAAAAUGAUGGUCGGGAGGAUUUGCACACUUGCAUUUGCACACCUGUGCUUGCAGCUGCAGAUGUUGUGUGGCUGUGGUUUGUCUGCAGGGCUGGGCACAUCCCCAGCCUGCUCUGAGCACCAGAGAAUCACUGACAAGGGGGGGGACAGGGGUCACCCUGCUCUGAGCAGAACAGCUUUGUCUGGGGAAAACCCUGCUCCACCUCCCACCCCUUCCCUGCCUGAUUAAUGAAUGUUUUGUCCCUUGGGAUCUGUGAGGAGUCUGGAGAUGAGUCUGGGGAAGGGGUAGGGCAGGUUUCUUUCCAGUGCUGCCCAGGUGUGAUUUACCUGGCCCAAACCAGGACUUGCACUGUACAAAACAAUCCCCUUGUUGCCACAGACUGACCUGCCAGCACCCCAGUUCUGCUUCCAGCCCCGGGGGUGCAGGCUCCCAGCGAGCUCCCAGGGAGGGGAACACGGAUGAGGGAAGGGGUGAAACCUCCUUCCCUGUGCAGCUUCACCCCUGCCCCGUGCCCCUGACCUGACCCAGCUCUGGGGAGGGUCCCGUUCCCUCCCUGUGGGGACACAGGGGACACUGAGGGGUCCUGAGCCCCGGGGAUGGAGCAGACACCAAGGGCUGGGGGGCCGUGUCCUUACCCCAAGCCCCAUCCCUCUCCCCCAGUGCAGCAGGGAGGCUGAGGGCCACUCCACAAGAUGAUGAAUCAAAGGCUUUAAACUUGAGAGAAACUACCUACGAGUCCUCUUCUGAGCUACCAAAAGUUCUAAUUAUGGUCUAACAGAGCCCCAGCCCCCUCCUCUGCUGCUCCAGGGGAACCUCUCCCCAUCACCCUGCCCACCCUGAGCCUGGAGCUGCAGUUUGGGGUCUUUGUGUAACCCAUUAACAUACACAGCUUAAAAAACAAUAAGAUUUUUAACUUAUAUCAGUGUAUUCAUGAAAGGAACCAGAAAUACCUGGCAGAAGGCAAAGGGGGGUGGUGGGGAGCUGCUGCUCUGCCCCGUGCCCCUCGGCCAGGGUUGGGAUUUAACCCCCUCAGCCUGUUGAGAUUUCAUCCAAGUGUGGGGGGGCUUCACAGGUCUGAGGGGCAGAGAUUCAAUCAUGGAGUUUAACCAAGGAUCUGGAGAGCAUCCUACUUAAAAAAAAAAAAAAAGUUCACUUAUCUCUAUUUAUUUUACAAAAAUAAAUAAAAUAAAAUUAUAUAUAUAUAUAUAUAAAACCCCACACGGUUGUAAUGUGAGAGUAAAACAAUUACAAACAAAUAAAUGGUUAAUAAAAAAUAAAUGCAG
Molecule: messenger RNA, 6794 nt
Organism: Calypte anna (Anna's hummingbird)
Lineage: Eukaryota; Metazoa; Chordata; Aves; Apodiformes; Trochilidae
Gene: RPTOR
Product: regulatory associated protein of MTOR complex 1
Exons: 35
Coding region: 541-4596 (1351 amino acids)
Biological process (GO): regulation of autophagy; positive regulation of cell growth; cellular response to amino acid stimulus
Cellular component (GO): TORC1 complex; cytoplasm
Molecular function (GO): protein-macromolecule adaptor activity; protein binding
Source: RefSeq, a predicted model, not a curated record